AAAAUUAAGUUUAAUCUGUGGAAUAUACGGAAUGUGUUUCAAGAAACAUGGUUCUAGUAUAAGAAAAGUCACGUGCAAUCUAUUUGACGUGUCUUCAGGCUUUACUUUUCCAGUUUUACAAGCCAUUUUGUGACAUUCGAAAAUAACUGUACUUUAUUCCACCGACUGGAGCAUAAUGUCUGUGUAUUCAUGCUCUGAAAACUAAAAAUUUGGAUCUAUAGAAAGUCUAAGCCUAGCAUAAGUUUUCUCAGAACAUGACCCUGCCCACCUUGGAUACACGACGCCAGCUCCCCCUUACGGCUUCAGUUUUCCUCUGCCUGGCUGUUUUAACUGCAUAUGGCUACCCGCCAACACGCACGUGCGAGCCCAUUCGUUCAGACUUGUGCAAGGGUCUGGGCUACAAUGAGACUGGAAUGCCGAACUUGGUGAGAAGUGAGUUACAGUCUGAAGCAGUGUUGCAGCUCCAGACCUUUGUGCCUUUAAUUCAGUACGGCUGUUCUUCACAGCUAAGGUUUUUUUUGUGUUCCGUCUACUUACCCAUGUGUACCGAAAAAGUGUUAGAGACCAUAGGGCCCUGUCGACCUCUCUGUGAAAGUGUCAAAUCACGCUGUGAGCAGGUGAUGGAGAACUUUGGGUUUCACUGGCCGGCCUCUCUUAAUUGCUCCAAGUUUCCACUUAUAAACAACCAGGAUCAUAUGUGUAUGGACGGACCUGAGGCCAAAAAUUAUGAAAAAAAUCAUCUCCUGAAUUCUGAGUUCAAGGGUAAGGUUCAAGCAUUUAGUCCUAGUUACACCCACCCGGAAAUCUCGGGUGGAGAGAAGGGAACGUCCAUUGGUCCCAGGAGUCAGCAUUAUGGAUUUUGUGAGAACUACAAGAUGUCACACUUCUACUACUACAUCAACAGAACUCGCCGUUGUGCUCAGAAAUGUUCAGCAGACAUUCUUUUCACGCACGACAACAAGAACUUUACUGAUAUAUGGGUGGCGGUGUGGGCCAGUGGAUGUUUUCUGUCUACUCUUUUCACCGUCCUUACUUUUCUAGCAGAUACUAGCAAGUCCCGCUACCCCGAAAGAGCCAUCCUUUACCUUAGCGCUGCCUAUAAUGUCUAUAGUAUUGCUUAUAUUACCCCACUUGUUAUCCACAGAGAUGAAAUUGCAUGUCAUGUGGACAGUCAACACGGAGUUUCCAUUUUGAUCCAAGAAGGCCUGAAUAAUAUUCAUUGUACUAUUAACUUCAUGUUAUUGUACUUCUUCAGUAUGGCUGGUGCUGUUUGGUGGUUGAUUCUGACUGUGACGUGGUUUCUCGCAGCCAAGCUAAGAUGGAAUCACGAGGCCAUCAUGAGACAAAGUACUUACUUUCAUUUAGCUGCCUGGGCUCUGCCAUCCAUGAAAACUAUCGCCAUUUUGGUUAUGCGGGAAGUUGAAGCUGACGAGCUGACAGGCACUUGUUACGUGGGAGCACACAGUGGCAACACAUUAAUUGCUUUCGUCAUUGCCCCGUCCUUCGCUUAUCUUCUAAUGGGAUCAGUAUUCCUAAUCUACGGGACUGUAAGUGUAUUUCGCUCCGGUUCUUCCCAUGUGUCAGAGAGACUUGACGUUAACACAGUUAGAAUUGGGAUUUUUGCCGUGUUAUAUACUAUUCCAGCUACCUGUGUAUUGGGUGCCAACUUCUAUGAAUACUUUUCUCGAGAACAGUGGCUGGUCGCCGGAUCAGGUUCACGACCGAUGGUGGAAUUCUUCACUCUUAAAAUCUUUAUGUCACUCGUGGUUGGGAUGACCACCGGUUUGUGGGUGUGUUCGAGUAAAGAACCAGUUACCGUGUGGGGAAAGCGAUGGCAAAGCUUCACGAACAGACGGAGAAAAAACUUGCCACUUACUUAUGGGCACCAUGGUUUCUCUCAGAAGCAUGUGAUCAUGAAUAUGUCGAAAAGGCACCCUUUUAAAAGAGGUAGUGAAACGGUUGUUUAGAAACUUACAAAAGCCUCAAAGAGGAAGUCAAACAUAGUCCACAAACUUACAAAAGCCUAAGAGAGGAAGUGAAACGGUAAUAUACAAACUUACAAAAAUCUAACAGAAGAAGUGAAACGGUAAUAUACAAACCUACAAAAGCCUAAGAGAGGAAGUGAAACGGUAAUAUACAAACCUACAAAAGCCUAAGAGAGGAAGUGAAACGGUAAUAUACAAACUUACAAAAAUCUAACAGAGGAAGUGAGGAAAGUAAGUUUAGAAGCUUACACAAAGCUAAGGGAAACGGUAGUGCAGAAAACAAAAACUUUCAAGAAAGUAUAGUAAGAUUAAUAAUUAAGCAUCAAAAAUGAUUAAAAAAUUCUAAAUGCACAUUUUUUGUGUUUGAUAAUACAUUUCAUUUUACUUAUAACAGUGAGUUCGGUUUUGUUUCAGCUUCUGUAUUAAUUUCUCCUGUGUAUGAACUACAUUAAAAUAGUCUUAACAGCUCA
Molecule: messenger RNA, 2455 nt
Organism: Limulus polyphemus (Atlantic horseshoe crab)
Lineage: Eukaryota; Metazoa; Arthropoda; Merostomata; Xiphosura; Limulidae
Product: frizzled-4-like
Exons: 2
Coding region: 255-1967 (570 amino acids)
Biological process (GO): non-canonical Wnt signaling pathway; canonical Wnt signaling pathway
Cellular component (GO): plasma membrane
Molecular function (GO): Wnt-protein binding; Wnt receptor activity
Source: RefSeq, a predicted model, not a curated record